CCUGCGGGCAGGCAGAACCUUAAGGACAGAGGGAGGCAACCCUAAGUGCCGCAGGCUGGGCUCCUGUUGGGUAGGAGUCCGGUCACAUGUUGCUGUUCGACACGCUCCUGGGUCAGCCUCCUGUCUGACGCCCUCCCUGUCGCUGCCUCCCUCCCGCCCCUCAGCUCGGCUCGGCUCGGCUCGAGGAUCAGCGGCAGCAGCGGGAGAGCUGCCUAGCGGCGGGAGGCGGCGGACCGAGCCCGAGCGGAGCCCGCACCAUGGUGCUCUCGGUGCCUGUGAUCGCGCUGGGCGCCACGCUGGGCACGGCCACCAGCAUCCUUGCGCUGUGCGGGGUCACCUGCCUGUGCCGGCACAUGCACCCCAAGAAGGGGCUGCCGCCGCGGGACAGCGAGCCCGACCCGGAGAAGGCGAGACCCGGGGUGCUCCAGCCGGCCCAACAGUUCAACGUGAAGAAAUCCACGGAGCCCGUCCAGCCCCGUCCCCUCCUCAAGUUCCCGGACAUCUAUGGCCCCAGGCCAGCCGUGACGGCUCCGGAGGUUAUCAACUACGCAGAUUACACACUGGGCACCACGGAGGAGGCUGCUGCGCCCAUCAGCCCUCAGCCCCUGAGUGACAGUCGCCUCAAGAGGCAGGUCACCGAGGAGCUGUUCAUCCUUCCUCAGAAUGGUGUGGUGGAGGAUGUCUGCGUCAUGGAGACCUGGAAUCCAGAGAAGGCCGCCAGCUGGAACCAGGCCCCCAAACUCCACUACUGUCUGGACUAUGACCGGCAGAAGGCUGAACUCUUUGUGACUUGCCUGGAAGCUUUGACCAGUGACCACGACGGAGGCUGUGACUGCUAUGUGCAGGGCAGCGUGGCCAUCACGACAGGGUCCGUGGAGGCCCAGACGGCCCUGAAGAGGCGACAGCAGCACACAGCCUGGGAGGAGGGCCUGGUGCUGCCCCUGGCAGAAGAGGAGCUGCGUACAGCUGCCCUGACUCUCACCCUCAGGACCUGUGACCGCUUCUCCCGCCACAGUGUGGCCGGGGAGCUCCGCCUGGCCCUGGAUGGGGUGUCCGUGCCCCUGGGGGCUGCCCAGUGGGGCGAGCUGAAGACCUCAGUGAAGGAGCCGUCUUCGGGGACUGGAGAGGUCCUCCUGUCCAUUAGCUACCUCCCGGCUGCCAACCGCCUCCUGGUGGUGCUGAUCAAAGCCAAGAACCUCCACUCCAACCAGUCCAAGGUGCUCCUGGGCAAGGAUGUCUCAGUCAAGGUGACCUUGAAGCACCAGGCUCAGAAGCUGAAGAAGAAGCAGACGAAACGGGCCAAGCACAAGAUCAACCCUGUGUGGAACGAGAUGAUCAUGUUCGAGCUGCCUGACGACCUGCUGCGGGCCUCCAGUGUCGAGCUGGAGGUGCUGAGCCAGGAUGAGGCUGGGCAGAGCUGCACCCUCGGUCAUUGCAGCCUGGGCCUGCACACUUCCGGCUCAGAGCGCAGCCACUGGGAGGAGAUGCUCAAAAACCCGCGCCGGCAGAUUGCCAUGUGGCACCAGCUGUGCCAGUAGCCGGGCCCCUUGCGGGGACACGGGCCCCUCCUCCAGCCCCAGCUGUCCCGUGCAACCUCCUCUGUCCCCACCCUCAUUCUGAGACAGACUGGGACCCGCGCUUCCUCUCUGGCCACACUCCUGUUUCGAAAGGGCAAGUGUGGAAAUGGGACAUCGGGUCGCACAAGGAGAGCACCUUGCUCCUCUGUGCUAUGGGAAGAGCUGUCUACCAGACAAUCCUGUGCAGGACUUGCAAGUGUGGGAAGCCAGAUGCAGGGGGAGCUUAAUUCAGGGAAUUGUGGAUGCAAAGAGGUUCCUAAAAAUAAGUAUUGCAACAAGAAUGAAGGAGAAAUGAUCCUGGAUCAACUCAAAGAGUUAGAAGUGGUCUGGGUGGGAUGAAACCAACCCCCCGCCAAGCAGCUGUAGGACGUUAGUGUGUAGAGACUCACCCGCCAGCUCCUGGGCCGCCAGUGAGUUCCAGGUCAGAGAUUCGGGCCAAGCCUCUUCCUCAGUCCUUCUAAGCACUGAGAGAUUCCAAGGCAGAGGUGGGAGGACGUGGAGGGGUUCUGUCUACAACAUUCUACGUGGGCUUUCAACCUCCGUCUGCUAUGGGGCCCCAACACCUGGAGGCAGCGACCCCAACCCUGGGCACCUCAACCCUGUGUGUGAACUCAAAGCCUCCAUUUUUGAUUUAACUCUUAAUGUUGAAAUGUGUGCUUUUUCCAGGUCCUGCUCUUGGGCUGCAUUUUGUGAUUUUUAUUGAAGGACUGUAUUGUUUUAUCUUGAAAUUGGCUUAUAUUGUGUGUGAGGAGACCUUCUUCCACAAAGUAUAGGUGGGAUCCUCACUCUGUUGGUUAUUGGGCUGGAUUCUGAGCAUUAGUUGUCACAUCUACCAGCAUUACCAAAGUGACCCUGUGCAACAGAUCCAUUCCUUCUCUGCAUUCCAGCUGCUUCCGGAGGAAGUUAAUUAUGAACUUGGUCUACUCCAUUUGGCUGCAGGAACAUGGAGAGGAAAGACAACUUUAUAAAGGAGUGAGGUCUUUUGCAGACAUGCCUCCCUCCCUGGGUUUGGGGGUCCUUAAAACUUUAACCAGUAAAUAGCUAGCAGCUAGAUUUUUACUUUCUACCUGUUAUUCCCAAAUCAUUGUCCCCACUGUGAUUAAAUCUACAUGAAGGUGGUCAUACUACUCAUCAGGAACUGGAUUGCUGGGUUCUGCUGCUCUCACUGCCCUUCACAAGCUUAAUGUGGCCAUCUGUCAAGUAGGGCUAACAUCCUGGGAUCUUAUCUGUGUGCAUGAUAUGGUAGGUGAGAAAGUGUUCAAAAGUUGAAGGUAUUCCUCAGCUAAGAACAAACUCCGAGACCACUAGCAGGUCACCUUUAAGCUAGGUUACUGUCUUUCACGUCAAGCUGGGAGCUGAGAAUGCCUAGAAAGUGUCAGACCUGCUCAAAUAUUUCCAGAACCAUGGAUUCUGCAUUUGAACUUCUUUCUAUUAAUAGUCAAACUCUGGGCCCUCCGAUGUCAGCCCCAUUCUCUGAUGGAAGGGAGGAUUCCUGGAUGAGCUGUCUAAGCAUCAUUCUUCUUAAAUUCAGUUGUUCUCGGCCUCUCCUUGAGCAGAGCCUUCAUACUCUUUUGUCAUUAUUUGCUCUUUCUAUACAGAAAUGGGAAAGCACUAGAAAUAACUUCUACCCACUCUGUGGAAACAGAAAAAAAUAUAUAAUCCCUCUUUAAUGGGCAGGUCUUUCAGAUAAUUGGAAACCUUGAUCUUUCAGGUUGACCCACCCUUGUUCCAAGUGUUUUUUCAAAGGUGCAGUAUUGUCUUUGGUUUCCAAAAAUGUGUUUCUGAGUUCACCCUCUCUGCCCUGGUCUCUUCUUUUUGGUUGGCAUGGCAAAAAGAGAACAAAAUAUUCCCCAGGUCACCUGAAAGCUGGCCAGCAUCUUCUUUAACAUGCGCUAUCUAGAAACAUGAGUUCCACUUCCCUAUAAAUCAAAGCACUGCUUAUAGUCCCACCAAAGAACAUUUGAAGAGUGCUGGACAGGGCCCCCUGGCCCAGAGCAUCAAUGCCACCCAAAGUCAACCCAUUCAUUUCUUUGGAUCUCAAAGGUUUAGUUUUCCAGAAUGAAAGCUAAAGGCUGCUCCUGAUAGGGGUCACAUUAUACCAUAGGACAUUUUAGGUGCCAUUGUCACCCCACUUGGCAGAGAGGCACAGAAAUGGCAUAGGCUCUGCAGGGGCCUCAUUUGGAUGUUCACUGGUGGAUUCCAAAUGCCUAGGAUAAAGCUGUCUUAUGGGGCUCCAACAGGGCUUGCUGGAUGAAUGAAUGAAUGAUGGGAGAGGUGUCACCAGAAAAGGACACAGCACAUGGCAGAACAAGGAGAGCCCUGGCUGAGUUGACAAUGGUAAAGAUGUCAGUUGACUCAACAGUUAGCCUGGAAAUUCAUGACAUUGAGUAUUAGCAUUCACUCAACAACAGUCAAAGGUCUCCAUGUAAAUGGAUUUAACAAAAAAGAGAAUAUAAUUGCCAUACUUUCCCACCCAAACUCCAUUCUGGUGAAUUUUAAAUUACCCAAAGAUGUCAGACUGCCAAAUCAAAAAAUUUUGGUAAUCUUUGCCUCGGUUUACCUUGUACCAGACACACUUGCAAUUUACCUUUUAAUUAGAGUGAUGAAGUCUGUGUGAACAUAUUUGAUAAUUUUUGAAAGGGUUACCUUGUUCUAUGUAGGGAAGCAUUUUCUAAGAAAGGUGUGAAGCAGAGGUAAAAACAAAGAGUCUGUUUCAGGCUGGGCUGUCACCCAAGAGGGGACCUGUUUCUUUCUUAGAGACAGCCACGGGCUUGGAGGAUUAAGGAUCCACCUUCAUUUGUUGGUGACUUCACUUCUUGAGCCAUCAGUCUGUACUUGUUGAGUCCUGUUCCUCAAGACUUUGCAUGUGUCUGUCCCUUCCAAUUUCAGAUGUGACUCUUGGUCUGGGUUGUGUGACAAACCACCCUAAUUGAAGCUAGGCAGAGGGAGUGGGGGGAACAGGAGUGCUGUUCUUUGGGACCACUUGGAAAGGAGUCCUGGAUGGAAGGUGGAUGCAGCCUAAGCCAAAUGGACAAGGUGAGGACAGGGAAAAGAGACCUAGUCCUUGUGAUUUGUUGCUGCCUUUGCUGUUUCCUGUUGUCAAUUGCUCUGUGUGUGUGUUAGUGUGUGUGUGUGUUUGUGUGUGUUUUGCUAUCAUGAACUGAAGCACAAAUAGAGGCAUGAGACAUUGUAGUCAUGUAUUCCGUGUCACACUCUGGAGCAAAACUAGUGCAGUGGUAAAUAAAUAACUUCCAACAGGGUCAGUA
This is a messenger RNA of Heterocephalus glaber (naked mole-rat), 4843 nucleotides long. It is a transcript of the gene Syt13, whose product is annotated as synaptotagmin 13. Gene Ontology annotation, molecular function: SNARE binding; phosphatidylserine binding; calcium-dependent phospholipid binding. Gene Ontology annotation, cellular component: exocytic vesicle; dense core granule; synaptic vesicle membrane. The record is from RefSeq and is a predicted model, not a curated record. Gene Ontology annotation, biological process: synaptic vesicle endocytosis; calcium ion-regulated exocytosis of neurotransmitter. NCBI's taxonomy places the organism in Eukaryota, Metazoa, Chordata, Mammalia, Rodentia, Bathyergidae.